This is a messenger RNA of Micropterus salmoides (largemouth bass), 2758 nucleotides long. It is a transcript of the gene slc30a5, whose product is annotated as solute carrier family 30 member 5. The record is from RefSeq and is a predicted model, not a curated record. The transcript is spliced from 16 exons. Gene Ontology annotation, biological process: intracellular zinc ion homeostasis; transmembrane transport; zinc ion transport. Gene Ontology annotation, molecular function: zinc ion transmembrane transporter activity. Bases 316 to 2643 code for a protein of 775 amino acids. Gene Ontology annotation, cellular component: Golgi apparatus; membrane. NCBI's taxonomy places the organism in Eukaryota, Metazoa, Chordata, Actinopteri, Centrarchiformes, Centrarchidae.
CUUACCGUGUCCGGAAGUGCUGGGGCUUGUUGGGCAGCUUGGAUGUUUUUCCUUUCAUUACGGACUGUAGCUGUUAUUGUGGUCAACUCAGCCUAAAAACGGCACAUUAUAUUGCUCAAACAAUGAGACCACGUGUAUUUGUUUGACGUACUCAGCACACAGAGGACGUGUCGCUGCGGGGGACUGGAUAUAAUCUAACUUAACUGACAUGCCAGAUGGCUAGCUCGCUAACAGGCUAGCUAAGAGGUAUGUUAAGAUAUUGGGGACAUAAAGACUGCAACUGGACUUCAGCUGGUCGAGUUUAGGUGCUUUAAAAUGGAAGAGAAAUACAGCAGCAACGUACUCUCAGGGGGGAAACUGGGAAUGGUCGAAGUGCCCAAUUCUAGGUUAACCAGAUAUAUAGUUUUGCUGGUUGUCACGAAGGUCCUCAAGGCUCUUGGGAUCUUUGAAUCUUAUGAUAUCCUAAAAGUUGUUCACAUUGUCCAGUUUAUCUUUAUACUGAAAUUAGGGACUGCUGUUAUUCUGCUUUUCUUUCAAAAGCCUUUCUCCUCAGGCAAAAUCAUCUCAAAAAGACAGUGGAUAAAGUUAUUAAAGCACGCUGUUUUCAGCUGUGUCAUAUCCCUCCUGGGCUUCUUCGGAUUAACUCUCUGUGGUCCUCUAAGAACAUUGUUGCUUUUUGAGCACAGUGAUGUGGUGAUCAUUGCUCUCCUCAGUGUCCUGUUCACAAGUUCAGGAGGGGGGCCGUCCAAGACCAGAGGCGCUGCUUUCUUCAUCAUCGCUGUGAUCUGCCUCCUCCUCUUUGACAACGAUGAUCUCAUGGCAAAGAUGGCAGAGCACCCUGAGGGACAUCAUGACAGCGCGCUCACUCAUUUCCUCUACACGGCCAUUGCAUUUUUAGGGGUUGCAGAUCACAAAGGUGGUGUUGUGCUGCUGGUGGUCUCCCUGUGCCUGAAGGUGGGCUUCCACACGGCCUCCAGGAAACUGUCAGUGGAAAUUGGUGGUGCCAAACGCCUCUAUGCCCUUGACAACCUGGUUUCUGCAGUGGUACUGCUGCCCUGGGUCAUAGUGCUGUCAGCAACCACAGACAGUAAAGUAGAAUCAUGGUCGGCCCUCAUCCUGCCGUUCGGGAUGAUAAUCUUCUCUGUAAUGAUCCUGGAGUUUUACGUCGAGGCCAUCUGCAACACAAAGAUGGAGAUGCCGAGGUGCGCCCGCUACGGCACCAUCGCCCUUUUCUUCAGCGCCGUGCUGCUGGCCAACUUCUGGACUCACCCGCUGACCGACCAGCUGCGCUCCAUGAGCAAACCGCCACAGCAGGUCAGCACGGAGCACGUGCUCUCUGGAGGAGUGGUAGUCAGCGCCAUCUUCUUCAUCAUGUCUUCCAGUAUUCUCUCGUCUCCAUCAAAGAAAGGUCAGAAGGGCACCUUGGUGGGUUACUCACCCGAAGGGACUCCCCUGUACAACUUCAUGGGAGAUGCCCUGCAGCAUACAUCACAGUCCCUCCCGCGGUUCAUCAAAGAUUCCCUGAAACAGAUCCUGGAGGAAUAUGACUCCAGACAAAUCUUCUACUUCCUGUGUCUCAACCUGGCUUUCACCUUUGUGGAGCUGUUUUACGGCGUUUGGACCAACAGUCUGGGAUUGAUCUCUGAUGGCUUCCACAUGCUGUUUGACUGCUCGGCUUUAGUCCUCGGCUUGUUUGCUGCCCUUAUGACCCGCUGGAAAGCUACUAGGAUAUUCUCCUAUGGGUAUGGUCGUGUUGAAAUACUUUCUGGAUUCAUCAAUGGGCUGUUCCUGAUGGUCAUCGCUUUCUUUGUCUUUGUUGAGUCAGUCACCCGUGUGUUGGAUCCUCCUAAUAUAAACACAGACAUGCUGACUCCCGUGUCUGUCGGAGGAUUACUGGUCAACCUGGUGGGCAUCUGCGCUUUCAGUCACGCUCAUUCUCACGGCGCCAAAAGCUGCCCAUCGCACGACCACGGCCACUCACACCAUGGCCACUCCCACAGCGAGCACAGCCACGGAGGUCACGGCCACUCUCACGGAGGGCACAGCGGACACGGACACGGCGGGCACGGGCACUCCCACGGCUCAGGGGGCGGAGGCAUGAACGCUAACAUGAGAGGUGUUUUCCUCCAUGUCCUGGCUGACACAUUAGGCAGCGUUGGCGUGAUCAUCUCCACCAUCCUCAUCCGUCAGUUCGGCUGGUUGAUUGCCGACCCCAUUUGCUCGCUCUUCAUCGCCACGCUCAUUUUCCUCAGCGUUAUCCCUCUGCUGAAGGACGCCUGCGAGGUUCUUCUUCUGCGAACUCCCCCAGAAAAUGAGAAGGACCUGAACAGUGCGCUGGAAAAGAUUGAGAAGAUUGAAGGAGUUCUGUCGUACAGAGACCCUCAUUUCUGGAGGCACUCAGCCAACGUGAUCGCAGGGACCAUCCACCUCCAGAUCAUGUCAGACGUGGUGGAGCAGAGGAUCAUACAGCAGGUGACGGCCAUUUUGAAAGAUGCCGGGGUGAAUAAUUUGUCGGUCCAGGUGGAGAAGGAGGCAUACUUCCAGCACAUGUCUGGACUCAGCACCGGAUUUCAGGAAGUUCUGGCAAUGACGCAGCAGAUGGAGACCAUGAAAUGCCUCAAAGACGGGACAUGCAUCAUGUAACGACCAAAUGGGGACCAAAUGAUACUUCACCGAUUCAACCCUCAGUCUCUUUUUCAUUGAAAUGUACAGUUUAUGUAUGUAUGUGGUUCAAAUAAAUCUGAAUAUAUUGGUUUUA